This is a messenger RNA of Pristis pectinata (smalltooth sawfish), 2022 nucleotides long. Its product is annotated as scavenger receptor cysteine-rich type 1 protein M130-like. The transcript has 9 exons. Bases 1 to 2022 code for a protein of 673 amino acids. The record is from RefSeq and is a predicted model, not a curated record. Gene Ontology annotation, cellular component: membrane. NCBI's taxonomy places the organism in Eukaryota, Metazoa, Chordata, Chondrichthyes, Rhinopristiformes, Pristidae.
AUGAAUAAUACAGUGAUGCUGGAGGAACUCAGCAGGCCGGGCAGUAUCCGUAGAGAAGAGCAGAUGGCCAACGUUUCAGGUCAAAAAGGGCCGCGGUUAGUUGGUGGCAAGGACGACUGUUCAGGUAGAGUGGAAAUACUAAGGGGCGAAACCUGGGGAACGGUCUGCGAUUCUUACUGGGAUUUAGAGGAUGCGGCUGUCGUCUGCAAUCAUCUCCGUUGUGGAACUGCGAUAUCUGCGCCUGGAGGAGCAUUCUUCGGUGAGGGAAAUGGUUCGAUAUGGAACGAUAUCAAUGAAUGUCGGGGCAACGAGAUGCGUUUGAAUGAUUGCCCAAUUGCAUUAUGGGGACAACAUCCAUGCACACACAAAAAUGACGCCAGCGUUAUCUGUUCCGUUGAUCGUUGGCAGUUGCGACUGGCUGAUGGACAGGGCCGUUGCGAUGGCCGAGUGGAGGUUUAUUACGCCGGCGUCUGGGGCAGAGUAACUGACGGGCUGUGGGAUUUCAAAGAUGCAGAUGUGGUAUGCAGACAGCUGAGCUGUGGCUCCGCAAUAAAUGUUUACAACCACUCGAAGUAUGGAAUUGGGAAAGGACCAGUGUUAAUGAACAAUGCCAGUUGCAAUGGGAGUGAACCCCACCUCUGGAACUGCACGUUCACGCAACAUAAUCAUUUAUCUGUCGGUGAUGAUGUUGGCGUGUUUUGUUCUGAUAAUAUUCCUAUAAGACUGGUGGACGGUGGAAGUCGUUGUGCCGGAAGGGUUGAAGUUUACUACAACGGAACCUGGGGAACCGUGUGCGAUGAUUCUUGGGAUUUAACAGAUGCCCACGUUGUCUGCCAGGAACUGAAUUGUGGGUAUGCUGUUAAUGCUACGGUUUCCAGUUGGUUUGGUCAAGGUUCAGGUCCUAUCUGGCUGGACAACCUGAAAUGUUCAGCGAAUAAUUCGGCCUUGUGGCAAUGUCUUCCCAGAUCAUGGGGCGAGAACGACUGCAUUCACAAAGAAGAUGCUGGAGUUAUAUGUUCGGGUGAGCAGGAUAUAAGGUUGGUGGAUGGGAAGAAUCCCUGCCAGGGCAGACUUGAAGUUUUCUUUAACGGGACAUGGGGCACCGUUUGCUCGGAUUCUUUUAACAACGAGAAUGCAGAAGUGGUUUGCGCCCAGCUCAACUGCGGCUCCGCAACAUCUGUGGAAAACAGUGUGGUAUUUGGAAAGGGAUCUGGACCGAUCUGGCUCGACGAUGUGAGAUGUCGCGCGGAUGACUCUCUUUUAUGGCAAUGCCCAUCCGCACCCUGGGGUCAACAUGACUGCAACCACGAAGAGGACGUUGGGGUCAUUUGUUCAGGUAGUCCGUCUUUUAUUUCAGACCUGAGGCUCGUGGCAGGGUUCAAUAAUUGCUCUGGAAGGGUUGAAGUGCUCUUCAGUGGAAUGUGGGGAACGGUAUGCGAUGAUUCCUGGGAUAGCCACGAUGCUGCAGUCGUCUGUAGACAACUAAACUGUGGAAAACCAGUCUCGGCUUCCGGCGGGAAGUUUUUCCCCCAAGGAAACGGCACUAUUUGGAUGGACGAGGUUAACUGCAAAGGAAGUGAGCACUUCCUGUGGGAUUGCCAAUUUUCUGCAAUGGGUCGUCAUGAUUGUGGACAGAAAGAAGACGUCGGAGUGAUAUGUUCUGGUCAUCAGCUGAACGCUGCUCCGUUUAGUUACUUCAGAGCCUUCGUUUACGUUAUCCCUUGCAUUCUGGGUUCCCUUCUGGUCGUCGUUUCACUUUUUCUGGUCAGAAGGCUACGAAGAAACUUCCGGAAUGGCGAUGGAAAAUGGCAGCCCUCUAUGACUGGGUUUCCUGAGCCGUUUUAUGAGGAGAUCAGUAUUCAGGAGUAUGGGGCAGAACUCGAUUCGAAAUCUAUCAGCUCGGCGAAUAAAUUGGAAUAUUAUAUGGACAAUGAUUUGCAUGAACACAAAAAUGAAAACACAGAAGGUAAGAUUGAUCGAAGUUCUAUCCCACGAUACUCCCGUCGGAACAGAGCGAAAUAA